UCGGCGCUGUCGAACGGCGAUCACAUGACUGUUUUCACUGAAGAGGAAAAACAACAGAAGUGUCCAACCGGCUAAAAUACUGAAGCGAAUCUUCAUUUCUGCACAGACGACUUUGAACCAGCGGCCUUUAUUUUAAAGUUUUCCUGACCACCAUGGCCCGGUAGCAUCACAUUACAGAGUAUUCCCGUCUGGUUCCACGACCAUGACGCCACCAGACAUUUACUGCAUCAACUCAGCAGCACCAGAUGACAGCGAGGAUGGCGAACCCCUCAUCAGUAAUGACACAGUCCCUCCUCAGUGCUGUUCAGUUCGGUUCAACCUGGCCAUCCUCAUGUUCUUUGGAUUCUGCGUCGUUUACGGCCUGCGAGUCAAUUUCAGCGUUGCCUUGGUAGCGAUGGUGAAUACCACAGACCCCAAGCCGGAGUUAAACCGCUCCAGAGUCUAUGACUGUCCGUUGCCAUCAGUGAAGGAGAACACGAGUCAGACCUUCAGCCAGCCUGAUGGGAUUCCACAGUACACGUGGGAGUCAGAGACUCAGGGCUGGCUGCUGGGGGCCUUCUUCUUUGGCUACCUGUGCACACAGAUGCCGGGCGGCUAUCUGUCCAGUCACUACGGAGGGAAGUUCUUCCUGGGUGUGGGUGUGCUGAGCACGGCCGUCCUCACCCUCCUCACCCCGCUGGCUGCUAGCUGGGGCUCCCGCUGGCUGUUUGCCUUACGGGUGUUAGAGGGCUUCACGGAGGGUACGACCUUCCCUGCCAUGAUGGCGAUGUGGGCUCGUUGGGCUCCUCCUCUCGAGCGCUCGCGUCUGCUGACCCUGUCAGGAUCCGGCGGCACCUUUGGAGCAUUUGUAUCUCUGCUGCUCACCGGAUACAUCUGUCAAACUUUGGGCUGGCCAGCUGUUUUCUACUGCUGUGGGGGCGCUGGCUGCCUUUGGUCUGUCUUUUGGUUCAUUUUUGUCGCUGAUGAUCCACACACACAUCGCCGAAUCAGCAAACAGGAGCGAGAUUAUAUCACCAACUCCAUCGGAUCUCAGGGGACAGGUCACGGGUGGUCAGUGCCCCUGCUGGCCAUGCUGCUGUCCGUCCCUCUGUGGGCCAUCAUCAUCACCCAGAUGUGCUCCAACUGGUCCUACUACAUCCUGCUCACCUCCCUGCCCACCUACAUGACCGACAUCCUCCACUUUGACCUCCAGUCGAAUGGCUUCCUGUCUGCGCUGCCUUACGUGGGCUCCUUGCUGGUCUCCGUGCUGUCUGGCAUCGUGGCAGACAAACUUAUCGAGCGCCAGGUAUUCACUGUUACCACCGUACGCAAGAUCUUUACGCUAGCAGGAGUAUUGCCUGGUGCAGCGUUCCUCAUGGCAGUGAACUACACUGGCUGCAGCCACAUCAUGACCGUCACCUUCUUCACAUUGUCCUUAACCAUUGGAGGGAUCAGUUCCGCUGGAGUCUUCAUGAACCAGAUCGACAUCGCUCCACGUUAUGCAGGAUUCCUUCUGGGAAUCACAAACACGUUUGGGACCAUCCCUGGUGCUGUAGCUCCGAUUGUUACCGGCUACUUUACAGAAGAUCACUCUCUCACAGGCUGGAAGAAGGUGUUCUGGGUUGCCACUGGGAUCAAUGCCGUCGGCGCCGUCAUCUUUGCCAUUUUUGGCAGUGGGAAGCUCCAGCAGUGGGCUGUCACAGAGGAGGAGCGAGCAGAAGCAAAAACUCAGAGGAGAAGCUCCGUUUCUGCCUAAAUUCACACAGGUGCAGCAGCUCUGCAAAGGUAAAGAGGAGCAGUGGCACGCUGCAUUGCAGAAUGGUCAGGUAUGCACGUUGGACUCAGAUUUAGAAUUUAU
Messenger RNA from Thalassophryne amazonica, 1837 nucleotides. Its product is annotated as sialin. Gene Ontology annotation, molecular function: transmembrane transporter activity. The record is from RefSeq and is a predicted model, not a curated record. Lineage: Eukaryota; Metazoa; Chordata; Actinopteri; Batrachoidiformes; Batrachoididae. The coding region runs from base 203 to 1735 and encodes 510 amino acids. Gene Ontology annotation, biological process: monoatomic anion transport; transmembrane transport. The transcript has 11 exons.